Erigeron canadensis is the source of this 1413-nucleotide messenger RNA. RefSeq lists its product as uncharacterized. NCBI's taxonomy places the organism in Eukaryota, Viridiplantae, Streptophyta, Magnoliopsida, Asterales, Asteraceae. The coding region runs from base 73 to 1269 and encodes 398 amino acids. The record is from RefSeq and is a predicted model, not a curated record. The transcript is spliced from 5 exons.
UCCCUUUCUCCCGACAAAAUUUUCAGUUAAACACGCAAUCCAUCGUCACUCCGAAAUCAAUACAACCCUCAAAUGUCUAAUAACUUAUUCCAAGGCCUCCCUCCUCCUUCUGCCCCACCGCCACCACCACCUCCGGCCGACCAACCAUCAUCCAGUGAUCCUCCCGCCGCCGAUGUUUCUCCAAUCCCACCUCCUCUCAAAAGCGCCCUUAAACGCCCUAAACCCUCCCUCGAUUCCCAACCUCAAGAAACUGCCCCAAAGAAAAGUGCGAGGUUUAAAACGAUUGCGGAUACGUCGGAAACGAAAGUCAUAGAUGCAAUGAAAAAGAUAGGUUCGCAUAUAAAUAACGUUUCGAAGUUCAGUAAGGCGUCAAAGCUUGCUUUACAGCUCAUUCAGGCAGGAAGCGUUAAACCGAGUAAUAGUGAUUAUUUUUUUGCUAUUCUUGAAGCUGCAAUGUUGUCGUUAACCACUUGUAAUGAUCCUUCGGUUAGGGCGGAUUACCAUGCGUUGUUCUCCGCUGCACAAGACUUGGGUGAAUGUUUUACGGAGAAGCAAAGGAAGCAAUUGGGCGUAUGGAAUAUUAGAGCCGUUUUGGCAAACGAUCUAUUUACCGAUGACAGUUUUGUGUUUUCAAAGGCUUGUGGGAGAAUCAAAGAGGCUCUCUCAAAUCUUCCUGUAGCAACAAAAGAUGAUGACAUAGAAGAAGCUGCUGCCUUAAAUGAUGAAUCAGAAAAAGUAGAUGCUAAAUGUCAAACAGAAGAACAGGCUUCCUUGAAUCCUAUACCUGAAUCAAGUGUCAAAGAAGAGUCUGAUCCUUUUGGACUAGAUGCUCUGAUUCCUAAUGUUUUAAAAAAAGGUGAAAAAGUAAAAGCAAAAUUAGAUGCUGAAGCAACAGCGUUGAAAAUAAGAAAGGAAGAAGAUGAAGAAGCAAAGAGAUUCUUGAAAUCAGAACGAGAAGCAUUGAUUCUCUGUUUAGAGAUUGCUGCAAAGCGCUAUAAAAUACCAUGGUGCCAAACAGUGAUAGACAUAACUGUAAAACAUGCGUUUGACAAUGUUAGAAGAUUUACCUCUAAGCAGAGGAAUGCUAUUGAGAAACUAUGGGCUUCUGUUAGAGAGCAACAAACCCGAAGGAAGCAAGGGAAAUCGGUAUCUGGGAAACUCGAUGUGAAUGGUUUCGAGUGGCUACAGCAGAAGUACUCAACCGAAAAAAUAAGUAUACGCCAUUCUGUUGGUGGUAAUACUCGUCGUGCUGAACAAUGGCUUGGCUGAUUACAUGGUAUUUGUUUUUGAGUCUCUGUACUAUGUUAAAAAUAGAUUCAAGUACAAAGAGUUAGAACUAGACAGUUUAAAACAAAACCAACCUAAUUGUAUGUUUAAUUGUGUACAUUCAACAUGCCCGUGGCUUUUUCUUUU